UACCCGUAAUCACGGUUUUGGAGUGCCAAAGUGAAAGCACGGGGCUCGGCCUAUUGCUUCCGGCCGCAGCGAGCCAGCGACGCCUGAGCUCAAGGGAGCAGUAGAUCGCCGGCAGCCGCGGCGGCGAGCUAGGGUUCCGGCAAGGCUACCGGAUGGCCUCCGAGGCGGCGCGGCGGCGGCAGGAGCUGGCGGCGCAGGGUCAGCGGCACCUGGAGGAGACCAUCGCCGCCGCGUUCCAGAUCCUCGUCUCUAUGAACGACGAGCUCUGCAACGCUGGCCUUUGGUCCUCCUCCUCAGUCUCCGCCGCGGCCGCGGCCGCCGCCGGACCCCAGCACCAGUAUUCCGCUACUCCGCCGCCGCCACACUCCGCGGACUCCGACGCCGCCGACGCAGGAGGCGUGCCCGGCCCCGGCGGGUCGCUCGACGAGGCGAGACACCGCUACAAGUCCGCCGUGGCGGCGCUCCGGGCGUCCAUCGCCGCUAUGUCAUUCUGCGCGCAGGACAUAGGAUCAACAGAAUUUGAAGCCGACAAUGCAGAGAUUGAGAGAUUAGAAGUGCGUGCAUCUGCUUUGAGAAAGGAAAUUGAAAGCAAAAACAAGCAUGUAAAGCUCCUCAUGGAUCAGCUCCGGGUGCUAAUAUCAGACAUAUCGAUGUGGCAGAGCCCUUGCUCAGUGUGAAAUGUCAGAGGAGAGACCUCCAGGACCAGGGGUGGGUACAUGUUCAAGGCUUUAUCGUGCAUGCUGAUUUGCUAACCUCUUGGAAGGGAAAACAGAAGGUACCUGAUUGGUUUGCACGAGAAGCAGGAUGUUUUGGAUUACGUUAUUGAUGCAGAUACAAAUGACGUGUCAUUGAUGCGGAUGCUGUUUUGGAUGUAACAGUAUAUAUGCAUAUCCUUUGCUGCUUCUAUGAAUUCUUCUUUUUUAGGGAAUUAUGAAUCUUCUUUUGAGACUAGAUGCUGUUUGUUUGUGGCAUUUUAAGGUGUGAUUUGAUCUUACGGUGAACUAAUUGUUGUAAAACAAUCGUACUCUGAGUCCAGAGAGAAAGGGGGACAAGAAGUUCAGUCCUUGUCUA
Molecule: messenger RNA, 1071 nt
Organism: Panicum virgatum (switchgrass)
Lineage: Eukaryota; Viridiplantae; Streptophyta; Magnoliopsida; Poales; Poaceae
Product: mediator of RNA polymerase II transcription subunit 30-like
Exons: 3
Coding region: 153-677 (174 amino acids)
Cellular component (GO): mediator complex
Source: RefSeq, a predicted model, not a curated record